AUGCACGACGCCCACGAUGCCCACGCCGGCAUCAAGUACCCCAUGAGGCCGCACCACCAGGCCCAUCUGUCGGGCACCCGCUCGUCGGGCCUGUACUCGCCCGGGGACCAGCCGCAGCACCAGCUCCAGCACCAGCUGCCGCCUCAGCAGCAGCAGCAGCAGCAACACCAGCAGCAGCCGUCGUCCGCCGCCCAGCGAUACUCGCCCAUGGACACGCUGUCGCCCACGUCGCCCUACGCAAAGGCCUACACCAGCUCGCCCUCGCAGCAGACGCCGCCCAACGCCGAGUACUCGAGCCCGUACUUUGUCGGCCGCCAGCCCCAGCUGCCCCCCAUCGCCACGUACUCCCACGACGGCUACCCCUCGUCUGCCGUCGCCACGCUCGACGGCUACAGCGACUCCAAGGCCCCCCGCCGCCAGAAUCCCCCAAUGAUGAAGACGGUGCCCGAGUUCAAGAAGAUCAAGUCGCCCAGCGAGCUGCAGCCCAAGAACACGAGGCAGCCGCGCUUUAGGCGCGCAAAUCCAGAGGGUGGCUUCAUAAGUCCCCUCCAAGCUCUGACGCUGCAUCUGCCAGCCACGUAUCGCAUCUGCAACCCGAGCUUCAAGUACGAGUCGUCGCGCAAUCCUCGCCGAGUCCUGACCAAGCCCAGCAAGGGCACCAAGAACGAUGGCUACGACAACGAAGACAGCGAUUACAUUCUCUACGUCAACGAUAUUUUGGGCUCUGAGGAAGCCGGCCACAAGAACCGCUACCUCAUCCUCGACGUGCUGGGACAGGGAACGUUUGGUCAAGUCGUCAAAUGCCAGAAUCUCAAGACGCAGGAGGUCGUGGCCGUCAAGGUCAUUAAAAACCGCACGGCCUACUUCAAUCAGAGUAUGAUGGAGGUAUCCGUGCUUGACUUGCUCAACACGAAGCUCGACAAAAACGACGACCACCACCUUCUCCGACUGAAAGACACCUUUAUCCAUCGACAGCAUCUUUGUCUCGUCUUCGAACUGCUCAGCGUCAAUCUGUACGAGCUGAUCAAGCAGAACCAAUUCCGCGGCCUCAGCACCACCCUGGUCCGCGUCUUUGCCCAGCAGCUUCUCAAUGGCCUGGCCCUCCUCAACAAAGCUCGCCUGAUCCACUGCGAUUUGAAGCCGGAAAACAUUCUGCUCAAGAACCUCGAGAGUCCAAUCAUCAAGAUUAUCGAUUUCGGUUCGGCAUGCGACGAGCGACAGACGGUCUACACCUACAUCCAGUCCCGGUUCUAUCGAUCCCCCGAGGUCUUGCUGGGCUUGCCUUACUCAUCCGCCAUCGACAUGUGGUCGCUGGGCUGCAUCGUGGUCGAGCUGUUCCUGGGACUGCCGCUCUUCCCCGGAUCGUCAGAGUACAACCAGAUUGCUAGAAUCGUCGAGAUGCUCGGCAACCCCCCCAACUGGAUGAUUGACAUGGGCAAGCAGGGCCUCGAGUUCUUCGAGAGGAGGCAGGACGAGUUUGGCAGGCGGACAUAUCACUUGAAGAGCAUGGAGCAGUAUUCGCGGGAACACAACACCAAGGAGCAGCCCAGCAAGAAGUAUUUCCAGGCCAACACGCUGCCCGAGAUCAUCAAGUCGUAUCCGAUGCCGCGGAAGAAUAUGAAGCAGAGUGAAAUCGAUCGAGAGAUGAACAAUCGCAUUGCCUUUAUCGACUUCGUGAGAGGCUUGCUUAACAUCAACCCUCUCGAGCGCUGGUCUCCCCAGCAAGCAAAGCUUCAUCCCUUCAUCACGCAGCAAAAGUUCCAGGGUCCCUUUGUUCCGCCAAUGAACCUCAAGUCGAGCUCCCUCAACCGAUCACCGGCUCCCGGCACGCAGCAGCAACAGCAGGCCGAGGCACUGAGCAAACAACGGGCCGCGCAGGCGCAAGCGCAGGCUGCACAAGCACAGGCCCAGGCACAAGCCCAAGCCCAAGCCCAAGCUCAGGCACAAGCACAAGCACAGGCUCAAGCUCAGGCGCAGGCGCAGGCGCAAGCGCAAUACGGAUCGCCCAUGGGCGGAGGCCAGUACCAAUCUUCCAGCCAUGUGCCGGCCCCUCUGUACUCCAACAGCGCCGUCUACAAUCCCGCCUCUGCUCAUGGGAACGUGCAGCCCCAGUACGGGCCGCCCCAGUCCAGCCAGUACGGUCAGAUGGCUAUGUCGCAGCAGCCUCAGCAGCUCCCAUCGUCACAAUACUCCAAUUCUUCGCAGCCCAACAUGUACCAGCAAGGCGGCAUGAGGACCAACAGGCAGCGGGCUUCGACCAUGGAGCAGCAGCAAAGCGGUAUCCCUCCGGCCCUGCAGCGAGUCGCCAGCCACCUAGACCCGAGCCAGCCGAUUCGACUGCAGCCCAGCCCAGCAUACUAUCCACCAACCGGCGAGGGAUUGGACAAUGCGGCUAGCCGCGGUGCUGGAAGGCGAGGUAGCCGUCAACAGGGAGCCCGCAGCAACCGGGAUUUUAUUCGCAACCUAGAAGAGCGGACUCUGGAAGAAGGCUUCAUGGGCAACCAGAAUCCGUGGCAUUGA
Molecule: messenger RNA, 2520 nt
Organism: Trichoderma citrinoviride
Lineage: Eukaryota; Fungi; Ascomycota; Sordariomycetes; Hypocreales; Hypocreaceae
Product: serine/threonine protein kinase
Exons: 5
Coding region: 1-2520 (839 amino acids)
Biological process (GO): peptidyl-serine phosphorylation; peptidyl-threonine phosphorylation
Cellular component (GO): nucleus; cytoplasm
Molecular function (GO): protein tyrosine kinase activity; protein serine/threonine kinase activity; ATP binding
Source: RefSeq, a predicted model, not a curated record